Messenger RNA from Parus major (Great Tit), 7904 nucleotides. RefSeq names its product G protein-coupled receptor 75 (gene GPR75). Gene Ontology annotation, cellular component: membrane. The record is from RefSeq and is a predicted model, not a curated record. NCBI's taxonomy places the organism in Eukaryota, Metazoa, Chordata, Aves, Passeriformes, Paridae. Gene Ontology annotation, molecular function: C-C chemokine receptor activity. Gene Ontology annotation, biological process: G protein-coupled receptor signaling pathway. The coding region runs from base 4762 to 6264 and encodes 500 amino acids. The transcript has a single exon.
GGGAUUUGGUAAUGAGUUAAGGCAACAUUAAGGAUUAAUUAAAGAUCCUGUUCUAAGGUCUAGGAAAUCAGCUUUUACAUUUGUGGAGAAAUACCUUGUGCCAGGAAAACACUUGUUAACUUCUGAGAACUGGAGAAACUGGUUUUUAUUGGAGAGGGUUUUGCUGAUAGAAUUAAACAAGUGACGGAAAAAGCCUUUGCUGCAGAGGAUCAUCUCUAAAGAAUCCUUGGCUGAUGAAGUGUUGGAGCAGAUAUUACAUGUGCUGUUCUCAGCUCUGCUGCUUUGUGCUGUACUUGGAAAUAUCUUUCCUUAGUCAGGGUGUAGUUGGAAUUGGUUGAAGAUCCAGUGCACUGUAGGGAAUCAAGCUCUGGUCAGGAGUGGUAUUAAUUCCCAACACCUUAUACACCCCCAGUAAAUACAGCACAAUAUUCAAAAUACAUUUCUAUAGGAUAAAAGACACCUGUGAGUUGAGUGCUGGUUGAGUUUUGGUGAAGGAAGGGUUGUUAGUCUCUUGUCCUGAAAAUGCAGGAACAAUUUUUUACCACCAGAUACCUCAACUCCAUUACUGGAUUUAUCCUCUAACUUACCCCAAGCAACACCCACAUCCUGAAUUCUGAACUUCCAUCACUGGUAUCUUAUGCUGUCUCUUCCCUGAAGCUUUCAAGAUAAACCAACUGCAGUACCUCAGUCUGGAGGGGGAGAGAUUUCUAGCAUGAGAAGAGAAUUUUUCCCCUUGGAACAGGAAAGGAAAUGGAAAAAUACCUUGAGGAUAGUUUGAUAGCCUCAACAUCCUUAGUGACCACCUGUCAGACUGCACAGACAACCUGUGACCAUCAUGGGGAAGCACCAAAGGAAGGCAGAAAUGUAAGGCAAAAUCUGGGAUGUUUGGGAAAUUAUUUUGGUUUGUUGAGGUUGUGCUUUUUUUGUUGGGUUUUUUUUUGGGGUUUGAUUUGGGUUUUAAGCACUUAAGUUGCUCAGUGACUCUUGCUAGACCAUUAAGUGGUGUGAUCUCCCGCAUUUCUAUCAUCGGGUGGGUAUAUUUGAUGCUUAUCUUGACACGUAAGAAAAUUACCAAGCAGUCAAAUUAGACUUAACCUGUGCUUUUGGGUUGUGCCACAAUCUCAGCAUUGGUGGAUUGUUCUGCUAACAAGUUUGUUAGUUUUGGGGUUUUAAUUAAAGAGGCAAAGGGAUGAAGUUCCUUAUUUGUGGCAUAUUAGGACUGUAUUCCUGUUAUGUCCAGGUAUCUCCCUUUCCCCCUUCUUUCCCAGGCUGCUGGGACUGCUGUGCUGGGUACACUGGAUGAUGUGAUGAUGUCUCCUGUCAGUUUUUCACAGUUAGGCAUCCCCAGCAUCCCACACCCUGCUCAGUCUCACACUUCCUUCCACAGCUUCAGGCUUCCUGGAAUCCUGCAGCACAGCCUCCAGCUCCCUUUUCCCCAGCACUCUGGAAAACACAAUAAUCUGGUAAAAUGCAAGGGGGAAAAUAAAGCCCAGUGGCAGUAGAAGGGUUUGCUGUCCACUGACCUGGGAAGAUUUUAACUCUAACCCUGCUGUGAGUUACUAGCUGAUGUGUUUUGCAUCCUCGUAGCAUUCUGCAGUACCUGGAAGGCAUCUUCUGGGGAUUUCUAAUAAAAGGAGGGAAAUUUGACCUCAGCCUGCUCUAGACUUCCCAGCUGCCAGCAGGCAGAGGAAUCCCUGCUCCAAGGAAGGGGUUCCAGGUGGUUAAUCCAAGGCAAAGUCCUCAGGGCACUGGUGCCGUGGUAGUUACAGUCUGGUUUAAUAUCAAACUCUGCGGAAUAUGUAGAAUAUUGCUGAGAAGAUUUUGCUGCUGGAGCUGGACACACACUUCCCUUGGAGAAUACGAGAUGCCAUCAUUUCUGAUUGGCUUCUUAGGAAAGCCAGCAAGAAACCAAAUAAAUCUGUUCUAGCAAUAAGUGCAGUCAGAUUACAGUAAAUCCAGGUAGAAGCCCAGCUGAGCUGACCUUGAAAGUAUUCUUUUAAAAGCUUCUCACUGCUGUUCUUAUUUAUUCUGUCCUCGCUUUUAUUUCUAUUUUUUUUUCUGGGUUAAUUUCCCCUUUUAUUAUUCCAGCUGCUUUCCCCUAGAAAUCUUUUGUUAAACUCAUAAGAUAUAAAUCUUAGGCUGAGAUGAGAGCAGAUUCCAACAAUUAAAAGUAAUUUCCAGUAAAUAUCUGCAAAAGAACACUUGUCAAAAAUAUCUUGGUAGCAUUGUUUCUCCUUAUGCAGUAGGAAUCCAAGACUGAACAAUGAGAAGCUUGAUGGGUCUAGAGAGCACUGGAUUUUUAAGGAAUUAGUUUAAGGAAAGGCUUGAGUGCUGCAAAGAGUAAAUGCCCUUGUAACUUGUGCAAGCUAAGUUUUGCUCUUGUGAUUCUUACCUUGCAAAACACACUUUCUUCCACUGCUUUUCUCCCCCACACAAACUUUGGCAAAUCUUUUAAAAGCUAAAAAGUCCUUUUUAAAAGGGACACUGGUGACAAAUUUUUCUGUCCUAAAGGGGCUGGGCAGAGUUUGUGCUCCCAUGGAGAUCCUUUUUGCCUCAGCUCAUUCCCUUGCUCCCUGAGAACAAUCCCUUCUCAUUUUCUGCUGGAAUGUUUAAGGCUUUCAGGCUUGAACCAGCUACAAUUUCCCCUCCAUUUCAAACCACGGUUAAUAACUGUAGAAGGGUAAAACCAUCAAACUUUGCAUUAGGCUAACACCUUGUCACUCUUGUUGAAUCCCAUAAUUCAGUGUCCUCUGAUGUUUUUAAAUAAGAAAAUUCAAGGAGGGAGUUUGUCCCAGUUUGUCAAUGAAAAAGCAACUCUUACUCAGGAGGGCCAAGAUUCACCCACAGAUUUCAAAUUAACCAUGACUGGAGAACAAAAAAUACAAGUAAGGAAAAAUAAGAGACAGCCAGGCUGAGAGAGGACAUGAUUUAAAGCAAAAGGAAACCAUGUUUUGGGUUUUGAACCUUCCCCCUCAUGUACACAACCAGUUUUAUGACAAAACCAAGGCACAAUGCACCUGCCCAUGUUGUAAAGCACUUCUGCAGCUAACUGCUGGCAUUUCCUCCCAGAAAAAUCCAUUCCCAUUGCCACUGGGAGUGUGUUUAGCAGGGCAAGGCUCACAGGCCAGGCUGCUGUCACCAGCCAGAGGGUUAUAAAAACUUUGCUCUGGGGUUUAGAAAGGAAUAUUGAGAAAUAAACAGGCACUGGGAAGCUUUCAGGUAUCAAACUUGCACACUUGUGGCUAUCUGGAUGGUUCUACAAACCACCUGGGGUAGGUUAUUGAAACAAUAGAUUAAGGUAUAUAUAAAGAUUUUAAGAUAAGUGCAUGCAUAAGUCAGAAAUACUGGCUCUCCUGUGUUUUCAUAGGGCUUUUGUGCCUUGCCUGGCUGGAUUUUGGUCUCUUCCACCUGGAUUUCCAGUGCUGUGGAGGCCCCUCAGCUGUGUCUGCCUCAGAGAACGUGCACUGAGCAUUUUCUCACCGUCACAUCCCUGUAAGUACUUCAGAACCAUCCCUUUAAUGCUUAGCUCUCCAUCACUACAAUGUUUGUGAUAGCAGUUGGCAGCUAAUAGAUAAAUGAUGCUGUUUCUUUUCCCUCCUGUUGGGAACACAGAAGAUGCUUGGCCUUAGAUCCUGUGCUUCUGAACGAAUACAAAGGGCAGCAUGCAGAACUUUGAUGUUGAUGCUGAACAGGUUUGGGGUUGAGGCAGGUGUUUUGUUGGUACACAGAUCCUCUGCUCUGGAGGGACCCUACCUGGAACACUGCAUGCAGCUCUGGGCCCCUGGUACAGGGAGGAACUGUUAGAGCGAAUCCAGAGCAGCCACCAAGCUGAUCAGAGGGAUAGAGCAGCUCUGCUGUGAGGAAAGGCUGAGAGAAUUUGGAUUGUUCAGCCUAGAAAAGAGAAGCUUCAGGCUGACCUAACUGCAGCCUUCCAGUACCUGAAGGGAACUUAAAGGAAAGAUGAGGCAAGACUACUUACAAGGGCAUGUGACAGGACAAGAAAAAAUGGGUUCAAACUGAAAGAGAGUUGGUUCACAUUGGACAUUAGAAAGAAAUUCUUUCCUGUGAGGUUGGUGAGGCCCUACUCAGGGAAGCUGUGGCUACCUUGGGAGUGUCCAGGGCCAGGCUGGAGGCGCCUUGCAGCAACCUGGGCUAAUGAAAGGUGUCCCUGCCCGUAGCAGGGAGAGGAACGAGAUGGUCUUGCGGUCCCCUUCCCACCCGAACCCUUCCAUGAUGCUCUAGACCACAUUCGCCGCUGCUCCACCCGCUCGCAUCGCCGCUGCUCGCCGAGCCGGAGCGGUGAGGAUACAGCGCCAGCGGGGCUUUGGGGAGCUCGGCGCCGCCUCCCCGAGGCCCGCCCGUGCCCGCCGGCUGUCCCCGCGGCUCUGUCCCCGCCGCUCUGUCCCCGCGGCUCUGUCCCCGCCGCGGCGGAGGGAGCUCACCGGAGCGGGGAGGGGCCGGGCCGGCCGCCAUGGCGGGGCGGGCGGCGCUGAGGCGGCGGUGAAGGGGCCGGGCGGGAGCCCUGAGGCGGCGAUGAGGGGGCGGUGAAGAGGCAAGGCGGGAGCCCCGCGGCGGUGAUGAACGGACUGUGAAGGGGCCCGGGCGGCGAUGAGGGGGCUGUGAAGGGCCCGGGCGGCGAUGAGCGGGCUGUGAAGGGGCCGGGGCGGCGAUGAGCGGGCUGUGAAGGGGCCGGGGCGGCGAUGAGCGGGCUGUGAAGGGGCCGGGGCGGCGAUGAGCGGGCUGUGAAGGGUCCGGGCGGCGAUGAACGGGUCAGGGCGGCUGCCGGCCGGGCCCGCGGAGCAGCUGGGCACGAACGGCAGCAGCCCCGCGGAGCUGCGGGAGGGCACCCACGCCGCCACGCUGGCCGCCUGCGCCUCCCUGCUGACCCUCGUCUUCUGCCUCGGCUCCUACGGCAACCUCAUCGUGCUGCUCUCCUUCUUCGACCCGGCCCUCCGGAAAUUCCGCACCGACUUCGACUUCAUGAUCCUCAACCUCUCCUUCUGCGACCUCUUCAUCUGCGGCGUGGCCGCCCCCAUGUUCGCCUUCGUCCUGUUCUUCGGCCCGGCCCGCGGCGUGCCGGGCACCUUCUGCUUCACCUUCCACCUCACCAGCUCCGGCUUCAUCAUCAUGUCGCUCAAGACGGUGGCGGUGAUCGCUCUGCACCGGCUGCGCAUGGUGCUGGGCAAGCACCCGCACCGCGCCGCCUCCGCGCCCUGCUCGCUGCUGCUCACGCUGCUGCUCUGGGCCGCCAGCUUCACCCUGGCCACGCUGGCCACGCUCCGCAGCCGCGGCUCCCGCCUCUGCCUGCCCAUGGCCAGCCUGCCCAGCGGACAGGGCAGGCUCAUCCUCUACCUCUACGUUACCGACUUCAUCUGCUGCGUGGCCGUGGUGUCCGUGUCCUACGUGAUGAUCGCCCAGGCCCUGCGCAGGAACGCGCGGGCGAGGAAGGGCCCGCCCGCGGUGGCCGUGGGCACCCCCAGGGCUCAGCCCUUCGCGGGGCCCGGGGCCGUGCCCGCCCUGUACAGGACCCAGAGCUGCACCAAGCCACCCCACGGCCAUGCCAAGCUCGCCGGCCGGCUCCCGCUGGCCUCGGCCGUCAACCUGGCCACGGCCAAAGACUCCAAGGCGGUGGUGACGUGCGUGGUCAUCGUGCUCUCCGUCCUGGUGUGCUGCCUGCCCCUGGCCAUCUCCUUGGUGCAGGACAUGCUGUCCGGCAGCGGUGGCUUUGUGCUCUACCAGUUUGAGCUGUGUGGGUUUACGCUCAUUUUUUUCAAGUCGGGAUUAAAUCCCUUUAUAUAUUCCCGGAACAGCGCGGGGCUGCGGAGACGCGUGCUCUGGUGCCUGCAGUACGUGGCCCUGGUCUUUUUCUGCUGCAAGCACAAGACGAGGCUUCGAGCCAUGGGCAAAGGCAGCCUGGAGGUCAACAGGAACAAGUCGUCCCACCACGAGACCAACUCAGCCUACAUGUUGUCUCCAAAGCCUCAGAAGAAGGGUUUGGAGCAGGCGUGCGGUGCCAGCCACUCCAAGGACAGCGUGCUGAGUCCCAAGGCGUCUGCGGGGCAGCAGCACUACGGGCACAGCAGCUCCACGCCCAUGAACACGCGGAUCGAGCCCUACUACAGCGUGUACAACAGCAGCCCCUCGGCGGAGGUGAGCACUCCUCACAGCCUGCAGCCCGCGGGCUUCGCCUUCGCCAAGCCCUGCAUCCCUGCGCUCCAUCCCUCCGGCAGCGCAGGGCGGGACAUACCGCUGCCCUCCGUGUAGCCUUGGCAGCGGCCAGCCCUUCCAGAGGGUCCCCUGCUCUGCUCCGGGGAGGAAUUGCUCCAUUCUCCAUGAUACUGCUGCCGAUGGACAGAAACGCCGCUCCCGUUUGCGUUUGAGGCGAACGCGGAGCUGUCGCCUCCGUGAUGCGCUCUGGAGUUCCCAUGGAGGGCCACCAAGGGGGAUAUUUUAGAUUUGGGAUUGUUGCACGAGGGUGGUUUUGUUACUCAUUUUUACUGCUGGGCAAGUAGAAAAAAACCUAGAUGCCACGAUUAUGUGGUUUAUUAUGUCGUAAGGCCAGGUUGGGCGGGGCUGAAAGUAACCUGGGAUAUAGGGGAAGGUGUCCCUGCCUGUGGCAGAGGAUGGAACUGGAUCAUCUUUAAGGUCCCUUCUAACCCAAACCUUUCCAUGAUAAUGCCGAGUAUCAUAGUAAUAUAAUAUAAUAAAAUACCUUAUAUUUUCAGGAAGGAAGAACUGGAAAGAUGCUUGGUAGUAUUUGAGUUUAAACUCUUCCUGUUGUGGAAGUUGGAAGAACCAAUAUUUUCCAGUAAUAACAAAAGUCCUUUAUCUUCAUGGGGUGAAACCCUGGUUCUGUUGAGGUAAAUGGCAAAAUUUCUAUGAACUCAGCUGAAGUUCAGGAUUUCAGUUUUGGCUUCUUCAAGUGGGACAAGGCUUUGUUUGGUCAGUGUUAUAUUCCCACUGGGGAGGGACAUUUGGGAAGUGUGGCACUGGGAUAAACCUCUGCAGUGUAUAUCUGCUGGGGAUUGGUUUUAAUGAUGGUGGCAUUCUGUAUCCCCAAAUUAUCUGGAGAAGUGUUUUACAUCUGAUAGAAAUAACCACAUGCUACUGAAUUAUUUGCAUUACUUGAGGAUAAAGAUUAAUUUUGCAGUAUUAUGUGACUGAUACACCAGGAGGAGCAGAGUCACCUCUGGAAUUCCCUAACUGGUCAGCUGUCAGGCACAGAGUCGUGUUGCUGCUUGCUCUUUUUGCCCAUGACUUUGUAUAAAUUGUGAUUUGGCUAUUCCUGACGAGAAGAACUGACAGCUGUUAACAUUUCUAAAACCAGAAUGACAAGUUUUUGAGGUUUUGUUAAGACUAACAUCAGUUUCAUCUGUCUGCUUAGAAAUUUUGUCUGUUGGUCUACACAGCAAGCAAGUAACAGAAGUUAAUUAUUUUUUUAUAAAUUCACCCAGUUGUGUUGUAUGUUAUUGUGGGAAUUCCAUGGGAGACAGAACAAUUCAGGGGCAUUUAAAUUCCUUACACUUCUUGCUCUAAGUGGCCAGAUCUCUUCCAAACAAGCAAUGACCUUUCAGCUUCUGUGGACUUCAGCAGAGCCUCAGUGUCUCCAAAAUAACUGUGCCACAGGCUUUUGAUACCUUGCUAUAGGAAAGUGCCACAUCUUCAGCAAAAUGACAGUGAUGGGAACGUGAUUUGUUACUCUAGGAACAAAAAAUGUCCACAUCAUUGCUGUCUGUGAGUUGUUGGUUCAGGCUUUUUGUUAACUAAACUCUUCUCAAGAUUCUCCUGGAACACUGUUCUUUGUUUAACACUGAAUAUGAAUUAAUUCUGAAUAAUUCAAACCAGCUUUCUUGCAAUAAAAUCAGUGUGAACAAUUUUCUAAUACAAAUGUAAAAUGGAAAUUA